CACAAAUAUCAAUUACCUUUCUAUUCCUAAAAUACUCUUCUUUCUCGCAGCCACAAUGGCCACCUCAUCUAUCACCACUUCUCUCUCUUCAACUCCUAAAUCCUCAUUCUUCAAUGGAAGAUCAAUUGCUACCCGCACCUCCCACUUAAUCAAAUCCACCUCCCAUAACUAUUCUUCAGUCUCCAUGUCCCUCAACACACCUCCUUACGAUCUUCAAUCCUUCAAAUUCCAACCCAUCAAAGAAUCCAUCGUCUCUCGUGAAAUGACACGCCGUUACAUGACAGACAUGAUUACCUAUGCCGACACCGACGUCGUCAUCGUCGGUGCCGGUUCCGCCGGUCUUUCAUGCGCUUACGAAUUAAGCAAAAAUCCUAACAUCAAUAUAGCCAUAAUCGAACAAUCCGUCAGUCCCGGCGGCGGUGCAUGGCUCGGCGGCCAACUCUUCUCCGCCAUGGUUGUCCGCAAACCAGCUCACCUCUUCCUCGACGAAAUUGGCGUUGACUACGACGAACAAGAAGACUACGUUGUAAUCAAACACGCUGCUUUGUUCACUUCAACAAUCAUGAGUAAACUUCUCGCUAGACCUAACGUGAAAUUGUUCAAUGCUGUUGCUGCCGAGGAUUUGAUUGUGAAAGAAGGAAGAGUUGGUGGUGUUGUUACGAAUUGGGCUUUGGUUUCAAUGAACCAUGAUACACAGUCUUGUAUGGAUCCUAAUGUUAUGGAAGCUAAGGUUGUUGUGAGUUCUUGUGGACAUGAUGGUCCUUUUGGUGCCACUGGUGUUAAGAGGUUGAAGAGUAUUGGUAUGAUUGACUUUGUUCCUGGAAUGAAAGCACUUGAUAUGAAUACUGCGGAAGAUGCUAUUGUUCGUCUUACUAGGGAGGUUGUUCCUGGUAUGAUUGUUACUGGUAUGGAAGUUGCUGAAAUUGAUGGAGCUCCAAGAAUGGGUCCAACAUUUGGAGCUAUGAUGAUAUCAGGGCAGAAGGCAGCUCAUUUGGCAUUGAAGGCAUUGGGGAGGAACAAUGCAAUUGAUGGAACAUGCGAUUCUGCAAGGGAAGAACCUGAGCUUGUUUUGGCUUCUGUUGAAUUAGAGGACACUGUUGAUGCUUAAAGUUUCCAGUUAAAUCGAUUUAGUUUUUAGCUUAUUUUCCAUUUGCUUUUCUUCUGCCUGUGAUUUGGACUCAAUAAUGAAUAAAGAAAAUGCGAAUGAAGUGAUGGGUUGUAUAUUUGAAUAGGUUGUUUAUUUGAAUAAUUGGAAGACUGGUUAUGGGAUUCAUGGGUAUUGUCCUUCUAGCUGGAACUGAAUUUUGAGGUUUGUUAAACUCUUUCCAUUCCGUAAUUUUAAAUCUUACAGAAAAGGAUGUUUUAUGUUAUGCUAGAACUUUUGCCAGAGAUUAUAUGUAGCUUGGCAUUGCCCUUUUGUGGCAGUGGCACAGAUUUGAGCUGGAAUUUGAGUAUUGAAGAAUUUUUAUAAUAGAGUACAUUUUGUUUGGACU
This is a messenger RNA of Cicer arietinum (chickpea), 1493 nucleotides long. RefSeq names its product thiamine thiazole synthase, chloroplastic-like. The record is from RefSeq and is a predicted model, not a curated record. NCBI's taxonomy places the organism in Eukaryota, Viridiplantae, Streptophyta, Magnoliopsida, Fabales, Fabaceae. Gene Ontology annotation, biological process: thiamine biosynthetic process.